Molecule: messenger RNA, 1765 nt
Organism: Oncorhynchus tshawytscha (Chinook salmon)
Lineage: Eukaryota; Metazoa; Chordata; Actinopteri; Salmoniformes; Salmonidae
Gene: hoxb7a
Product: homeobox B7a
Exons: 2
Coding region: 469-1140 (223 amino acids)
Biological process (GO): regulation of transcription by RNA polymerase II; anterior/posterior pattern specification
Cellular component (GO): nucleus
Molecular function (GO): DNA-binding transcription factor activity, RNA polymerase II-specific; RNA polymerase II cis-regulatory region sequence-specific DNA binding
Source: RefSeq, a predicted model, not a curated record
AAAUCGAUAUGGAAACAAAUAGGUUUUUCUCAUUUGUGUGGUGUCCAACGAGAAGUCGAGGACAUUUUAAGACCUGUCUGUAUACAUUCAUUUGGAUAUUUGUUAGCAUCAGCCCUUUUUAUCACUGUGCAACGCGCCGGGUGAUUACAUAAUAUAUUCUAUUGACCAUCGAUUUGUUUGUGUUCUAGUUAGUUCCUUGAUUGGAGGUAGGCCUACCUUUUGGCUUCAGUGAAUAGACUGAAGUAUUUUAUUUGUAUGGUCAGUGGUGCACUUUUUUCCACAUUAGCUGAGCUUGUAGGAAGCCCUGCUGUUAUUGGAUGAGUUUGUAUCACAUGGCCCUCGUCACGUGGCCCCUGAGGAAAAAGGGGUGAUUUUUGGUGUAAAUCUAGACUGUAAUUCUGUAAUAUAUCACAGUACCUCGUAAAACCGACAGUAAAACCUCCCGGCCUACAAAUCACCGGUCAAAUUAUGAGUUCAUUGUAUUAUGCGAACGCUUUGUUUUCCAAAUAUCAAGCUGCAAGUUCGGUUUUUCCAAGUGGGGUCUUUCCCGAGCAAACUUCUUGCGCUUUUGCGUCCAGUUCACCAGGAGCCAGCAGCUAUGUCUCAGGCUCCGGCGGCGCAGGCUUCUCCUCCUCUUCCUCCACACUGUCGGGACUGUACAAUAACGCAGGGAACAUGCCCACCCAAACCCGCAGCAUGUAUCCCUCUGCGUACGGGCUGGGCACCGGCUCUCUGAACAUGCACUGCUCCCACUUUGAACACCCCAACCUCUCCAUGAUUUGCUCCGGUGGUGACCCGUCCAAGGUGUCCAGCUGCGGUAAGGCGGAGCAGAGACAGAACGAGGACAGUUUACGGAUCUACCCAUGGAUGAGAACCUCAGGUGCAGACAGGAAGCGAGGUCGACAGACGUACACGCGUUACCAGACGCUGGAGCUUGAGAAGGAGUUCCACUUCAAUCGCUACCUGACUCGCCGAAGACGCAUAGAGAUCGCUCACGCGCUGUGUCUCACCGAGAGGCAGAUCAAAAUCUGGUUCCAGAACCGGAGGAUGAAGUGGAAGAAGGAGAACAAGACGCCUGGCCGGAGCUCCCCUGCAGCCGAACCGCCGGGGGGCGAGGAGGACGAAGAUGAAGACCAGUAGCGACGGUGAAUGGACGGUGAAAAGACUAAUGGGCACUACAUGAGACUGAUAUUAUAUUAAAACCGUAGGGGAAACCGUGUCCCCCUAUUCUUACACUGAGUUAAACAUACAAUACUACCUAUAAGAUUAAUGAUUUAUUCAUGUAGCCUAUAGCCAUGUCUUGUUUUGUUAAAAGUACAGUGAAAUUGUAUAAAUAAAUAAAAUACUAUGAUUUCUAAGCGAUACUAAAUAAGCUAUUGUUGCUUAAAUGUUGAUUUAGGUAAAUAUUAUCUAGUUUUCUUUGGCAUAGAUCUGUAAUAUUGCAAAACUCUGGUUGGGAAAACUAGCCUGUUUGCGAGAAAAGGAUCGGCUUUGCAGCAGUUUAUGCAACUCUAAGGUCAUCCUUGUUAUUUAUAUUUUCAUUCUCUGUCAUCUUGUGAUCUUCUGGAUGUAUAUUUUAUGACUUGUUGUAAAGGGCUUUUACCCCUAUGUCAAAUGAUUUGACGUAUUUUGUUUUUAUUCUUGAGAUGUUGGCCUACAGUGGACCACGAGAUGUAGGAAUUUGUAUAAUUUUCGUGUUGUGAGGAACUAUUUGUUAUUCAAUUGCACAAGUGUUCUGUCAAUAAAACAAAAAGUAAUUAAUUAC